CGUGUUGGUAAUCGCCUCGCACACACAUGCGUUGCGUGUUAACUUCUCUCAGCUUUUCGUUCCCCGGUUACCGUGUGGCGUGUCCGGCGCUACGACAGUCGUCAGUCGUCACUCGUCGGUCUUCUGUGCUGUAAAGUCACUGCUUCCCUCGUCGUCCGCGAACAGUUUUUAUUAUUAUUUUGACAUUUUUCGUCGUAUCAAAUUCCGGCGUGUUAUCAAUUUUCCGCUCAUUCUCUCGCCGUUGAUACGCGACAAUAUUCUGAAUCGGAGGUGCAGGUGCGACUGACAAGACAAGUACGGUCUACGACGAUAUCGGCAAUAUACUUCAGCUAUACAUUACGCAUUUACGCCCAAAUAUUGAUUUCCAGUUGGCUGGGAAACCGACAUAAAAUUUAAGCUACUUUUCUGAAACAGCUUUUUAAACAAGUACAAUGGGAGAAAGACGUGGCACUAAAGCAUUAGAACUAUGGUGUAAGCGAGUGACUCAAGGAUACGAUGGAGUGUCUAUUGAAAAUAUGUCUACUUCGUGGAAAGAUGGACUCGCAUUUUGUGCUCUUAUUCAUCAUUUUAGACCUGAUUUGAUUGAUUAUAAUAGUUUGGACAAAAAUGAUAUUUACGGUAACAAUGAGUUGGCUUUUCGAGUUGCUGAAAAUCAUCUGGGCAUUCCUGCACUUUUAGAUCCUGAAGACAUGGUUUGCGUCGAAAUACCAGACAGACUAUCGAUAUUAACUUACCUAUCACAGUUCUACCAAACUUUCUCAUCACAAGCUACGACGCCUGUGAAAACAUCACCUGAAUCUCCGACCACAGUUGAACGGCCCAGAACUAAUACAGGAUCCGGUCAAAAUGCUCCAACAAAGUUGGGCGCAGGCGUUGGCGGUUGUAGAGUGUGCAACCAGUCCGUGUUCCUAGCCCAACGUCUGCUCAUAUCUGGCCACCUGUUCCACCGGACCUGUUUUAAGUGCGCCCGGUGCGCCGCCCUGCUGAGCGUGGCCAAUUACUACGAGACGCAGGACGGCAAGUACUGCUGCGAAACUUGCCCGGACGAGGAGCGGACGGUGUCGCCGACCGUGUCGUUGACGACGGCGACGACGACGCCCCAACCGCAGCCACCGUCGUCGUCGUCGGCUUCCUCGUUGGUCGGUGACCGCCGGGCGCUGUUCGAAACACUGGCCGCCGCCGAUUGUACAGAUGACGUGAAAGCGUCGAAAAAGGCGCAGCGGCCGGUCACACUCAGAAUGGCCGAUCCGUUGACGGCCGCCACCGUCACCGAGAAGGCCGCCAUCACAUGCAGCGACGACAACGACAGCGGUGUAGUAGUGGACAGUGACAAGAAAGAGUCGAGCGACGCGAAAACCUCAGCCAGCGUCACCGGCAGCCGCGAAACAUUGUCGGACGUGGGAGCGGUGGUCGCCGACGAGGAUGGCAGAUCGGUGCCGUCGGACGAGGACCGAGCGACGGACUCUGCCACGGCCGCCGUCGUAUCCGACCAACUACCCGAUACCGUCGCACCCGUCAUGUCGUCGCCCACUCCUCCACCUUUACCGGUCGAUUCGAAUCCACCCGACGACGAUAUCGCGGUGGAAACACCGAAACUCGUUCAGAUACCGCCGCUAUCGGAUGAUCUGAAACAAGUCCUCGAACUUCCUCCUGCUAGUAAAGCCCCCAUUGAAGAGCAGCUAGACUCUCCGGAGGAUUACGAAAUAAAAACUUUAUCCAACAAGCUGCUUAAAAUGGACUAUUACGAGAGUAAUAAAGAGGUACCGGUUCCUAGUCCUAGAAAAAGAAUUAAAUCUCCAAUAAAAAUCAAUUACCCUGAAAAUUUAAAUCCGUUCGACGAUGAAGAGGACGAUGGUAACAAAAACAAGAAAGAUAGCACUAAUCCGUUCGGAUCCGAUUUAGAAGACGAUGAUGAACUCGCAGCCAAGAAGAAUGUUAGUUUGAAUCCGUUUUCGAGUGAUGAAGAUGAAAACGAACCUUUUUCUCAGCCCCCAUUGCCCAAACCUAGAACGGUGUUGUCUCCUAUAUUGAAACCUCGCUACCAAACCCAUCGCAAGCAAAGUAGUGCUUCCAGUAUAUCUUCCUAUUCAAACACUCCUCGAAAAAAAAAACCAGCCCCACUACCCCCAGUAUCGAGACUAUCUCUUGGAAACAUUGAAUACUCAAAUAGUAUGCAAAUGUCGUCUCCUAAUAGUUUAGAAGACUCCAGUUGUAGUGGCAGUGAACCGUCUUCAACCAGUAAUCAGGAACGAUAUAGAUUACACAAGAGUACACAUGGGAAAUGGAAACGAAAAAAAGGGCCGGCCCCUCAGUGUCCAAUACCACAGAGGAGACGAAUCAAACCUAUGCCUAUGGAAGAUAUCAAGCAAGAGUUGUUAGAUAUUGAAAUAAAACAGCAAGAGCUUGAGAGACAAGGAGUGAAAUUGGAAAAAGAUAUACGAUUAAAGUGUAACGAAGAUUUGAACAAUGUUGACGUAGAAGAAAUGGUGUUACAAUUGUUUGAACUAGUUAAUGAAAAAAAUGAAUUGUUCAGAAAACAUGCCGAACUUAUGUACCUGCGAAAACAACAUAAUUUUGAAGAGGAACACGCUGAAUUAGAAUACCAAAUACGUGUAUUAAUGUCUAAGCCUGACCACACUAAGACAGAUACAGAAAAAGCCCGAGAAGAAGAACUUAUCCGAAGAUUGGUUGAAGUUGUCGAAAGGCGUAAUGAAAUUGUUGAAAAUCUAGAAAAAGAUAGGUUGCGUGAAGCCGAAGAAGAUCGUAGUGUGUUCAAUCAAAUUGGAACUUUUGCUCAAGAUGAAACGUUGCCAUGUAUCAAACCAGUAAAUACCACAGUUAUGGACGGGAAAAAGAACUUUUCCAAAAGACUUUUGAAGAAUAUCAAAAAGGUAAAAUCAAAAAAAGACAAACAAGAUGUUGCGUCGCCGUCCCAAUCACCAUCAAAUUCUUCACAUAGCAAAGGCACUCUAAAAAAAUUUAUGACUCUUGGCCACUCAUCUAAGAAAUUUUUAAGGCCAAAAUCCAGUUAGAACUAAAAUUAUAGUACUAUUUUACUAUAAGAAGUAC
Myzus persicae (green peach aphid) is the source of this 3069-nucleotide messenger RNA. RefSeq names its product MICAL-like protein 2 (gene MICAL-like). The record is from RefSeq and is a predicted model, not a curated record. Lineage: Eukaryota; Metazoa; Arthropoda; Insecta; Hemiptera; Aphididae. The transcript has 10 exons. The coding region runs from base 432 to 3032 and encodes 866 amino acids. Gene Ontology annotation, molecular function: protein binding.